Penicillium riverlandense is the source of this 1488-nucleotide messenger RNA. RefSeq names its product CRAL-TRIO domain-containing protein. The transcript is spliced from 4 exons. The coding region runs from base 1 to 1488 and encodes 495 amino acids. The record is from RefSeq and is a predicted model, not a curated record. NCBI's taxonomy places the organism in Eukaryota, Fungi, Ascomycota, Eurotiomycetes, Eurotiales, Aspergillaceae.
AUGGCUGCCGACGGACCACGCCCAGGAUUCCUGGGCAAUUUGUCGCAGGACCAAGAAACAAAGCUGCAGCAGCUCUGGAGGGUUGUACUCACGGCCGCCGAGUCCACCACGGGCGACAAUGCCCCCGCCGCCGGCGCAGAGGGCACCGCCAGCCCGACUGAGCCUCCGCAGCGGCGGCUCUCGCUGCUCAGUCGCACCCAAAGCAACCUCUCGGAGAAGCAGAGCCCGGCUGCCCAGACCGCAUACCAGCAACGGGUCCUGGCGACUCUGAAGGAGUUUGGCAUCCAGAACUCUGAAUCCAAGGCCAUCCAAAAAGCCCUCUCAGCGAUCACGCCCGCAGAGCUGCGCCAGGGGGUGCUUGAUACACUCAAGCAUGACCAUCCAGAUUCGAUGCUCCUCCGAUUCCUUCGAGCUCGUAAAUGGGACAUUCCCAAGUCAUUUGCCAUGAUGAUGGAUGCAACUGUGUGGCGCGUCAAGGAGGCGCACGUCGACGAUGAUGUGAUGGCCAAGGGUGAACUGCACGCUCUCAAGCAGACGCAAAACACGUCCAAUCCCAGCGAGAAGAAGGCGGGUACCGACUUUCUUUCCCAGAUGCGUAUGGGCAAGGCCUAUGUGCAUGGUACCGAUAAACUCGGCCGACCAAUCGUUGUGAUCAGAGUUCGUCUGCACAAGCCCGGUGCGCAGUCCGAGGAAGCCCUUGAGCGUUAUAUUGUCCAUGUCAUCGAGUCCGUGCGACUGACACUAUCCCCUCCGGUCGAGACUGCGUGCGUUCUCUUCGACAUGACUGGAUUCGGCUUGGGGAACAUGGAAUACCCACCGGUGAAAUUCAUUCUGAAGUGCUUUGAGGCCAACUACCCUGAAUCUCUGGGAAUCAUGCUCAUCCACAACGCACCGUGGAUCUUCUCAGGUAUCUGGAAAAUUAUUCGAGGAUGGAUGGAUCCCGACAUCGCGGCUAAGGUCGAUUUCACGAACAAUGUGAACGAUUUGACCAAGCACAUUGAACGAGACCAGAUUGUCAAGGAAGUUGGUGGCGACGAAGAUUGGGAAUACAAAUACAUCGAGCCCAGUCCGGAGGAAAAUGACAAGAUGAAAGAUACUACCACUCGUGAUGCUCUGAAGUCCGAACGGCGACAAAUUGGAGAAGAGUUCCUUGCUGCAACUUCCGCAUGGGCGGAGGCCGCCAAAUCCAAGAAUGCGGACGAGGUUAAGAAGGCUGCGAGCCAGAGAGCUUUCCUAGCGGAGCGGCUACGCGUCAACCACUGGAAGUUGGAUCCCUACACUCGAGCUCGCUUCUGCUUGGACCGUGAGGGAGUCAUCCAAGAGGGUGGAAAGGUUGACUUCUACCCCAAUGGAGACGCCAAAGGGGUCAAUGGGGAGGCCAACGGAGAGGCUGGCGCAGAAAACACCACCGAAGGCGAGAGCAAAACCUUGAAGGUGGAACAUCUAGAAAGUGUCAACGGGAAUGCGACGGCGACCGCUGCUUCAUAG